This is a messenger RNA of Amaranthus tricolor (Joseph's coat), 3956 nucleotides long. Its product is annotated as mediator of RNA polymerase II transcription subunit 21-like. Gene Ontology annotation, biological process: regulation of transcription by RNA polymerase II. The transcript is spliced from 5 exons. Gene Ontology annotation, cellular component: mediator complex. The record is from RefSeq and is a predicted model, not a curated record. Gene Ontology annotation, molecular function: transcription coregulator activity. The coding region runs from base 224 to 763 and encodes 179 amino acids. NCBI's taxonomy places the organism in Eukaryota, Viridiplantae, Streptophyta, Magnoliopsida, Caryophyllales, Amaranthaceae.
CAUUUUAGAAUUUGUGUAAUUUCAAUUCUUCAAGAGUCAACACAGUCCCUCUUUUUAAGUUCAUGAGCUUUGACAGAAAAAUAAAAGACAAAGAAAAACAAAUUAAUGGUCUUUUGUUGGAGCGCUCUACCAUACUCUGGAAGUGUCGAAGUAUUUGGGUUGGGUUGGGUUGCUGAUUUCCGUCAUUACCAACGUCAGAUUAUCCCCUAGAAGUGAUUGAUCAAUGGAUAUAAUAUCACAGUUGCAAGAACAAGUUAACUUGAUUGCAUCUCUUGCUUUUAAUACUUUUGGUACUCUUCAACGAGAUGCUCCUCCUGUUCGCCUUUCCCCCAAUUAUCCUGAACCUCCUCCUAACCCUAAUUCUAAUUCUAAUUCCAAUCCUAACCCUAAUCCUAACUCUGAUGCUAGUGCUAAUGCUAAUGCUAAUGCUAAUUCAAAUGCAAAUCCUAAUCCAAAUGCUAAUCCUAAUGUUUCCCAACAACAGUCUGAUACUUCCAACAAUUUUGCUGAUGAACCCAAAACCGCUAGUGCUGCUCUUGUAAAGGCUGCUAAGCAGUUUGAUGCUUUAGUUAAUGCCCUACCAUUGGAUGAGGGAGGUGAGGAAGCCCAAUUGAAAAGAAUAGCUGAGCUUCAGGCAGAAAAUGAUGCAAUAGGCCAAGAAUUUCAGAGGCAAUUGGAAGCUGCUGAUAAAGAGUUAAAGCAAGUCCAGGAAUUGUUCAGCCAAGCAUCAGAUAAUUGCUUAAAUAUGAAGAGACCAUAUUGAUGAGUUAUUUGCUGAUGAUGACCAUGAUUGUUCUUCUGGAGUUUUACUCAAACUAGUCAAUCUUGAAGUAUGCUCAACGUAGCCUUUUUCUCAACAAGAUUCUGUUGUCUUUGUAUAGUCCAUUGGCUGUCCUGGAAUCGGCACAGUUAGUUCAAUGUUGUAGAAUGAACUAUAGCAAUAGACAGUAUAGUUUUAUUUUGAAUUCUAUCGUCGUUAAUCUGACUUAUAGUUGGAAGUUGAAAUAGUUGAUCUCUUUGGUUGUGCAAUUAGCAACUCGAAGUACAAGUGAUUGCUGCUGUGCAACUCGUAGAACCAUUGGCAAUUUGGUAUUUAGAUGCCGAUGAUGCUUAUCAUGUUUUAACUUCCAGUUGGAUUCACUAGUUUUCUGCAAAAAACAAUUCAUUUAGAUGUUUAUGUUAACAACACUUGCUGCAGCGCAAUCAGUUCUUUCACACAUAAAGUGCAAAAAUGUAUCUUGCGAGGUUAAAGAUUUGGAUUUACUAGAUGAAAAAAUUCAUGAUUCUUUAAAAGGUUGCUAUUUAAAGGAAAGAUAUAUAUGUUGCUAAACAUUCAACUCUGCCUUUGCUUUUUAAUAACUUGAUUAAGAAAUGUUUUAAUGCCUUCAAAAUUCGAGCAGCCAAGGAAUACAUGAUCGCCAACGGAAUCAGCUUGAAUCAUACAUUCUAUAAUAUCUAAGAGAACACCAUAAAUUUCAAAAUUAAAGUGCGUCUAAAACCUCACAAAAAGCAGGCAAAACUUUCUACAGCCAUAUAAAUUCCUAUUUUAAGAAAUUUAACCUAAUAAGGGCUGAACUAAAGCAAAUCUACAUAAAGAAUCUCCAAGCAAAGCAAAUGAAACUAAUCUGACCAACAAAAUCUAUUAUACUACAUUUGGGAAUCUCUAGGUUGACCAAAAGUCGAAAAGGUUUGAGGCUCCAUGUAGAAUCAUGCUGCACCAAGGCAAACACCUCUCCUGUCAUCGUAGGUGGAUGAAUCACUGCAGCAAACAAUGCUGAACAGUUGCGAAAUUAAAAUAUCAUAACAUCAACUAACCCGUUGCAGUUGUACUGGCAUCUGAGCCAGCUAAGGCAUUGCGUACCCACCAUAUCCCAAAUAACCACCGUAAUACAUGUUAGGAUCCUGAAGAGCAGACACAUAUCCAUAUGAGUUAUAUCCUUGAGGAUAUCCAUAAUAAGCAGCAUGGUCCCACUGGUUCAGAUUAGGUUGUGACUGCAAAAUAAAGCACCCAAAUGAAACGUUCAGUAAGAAACCCCGAAGAAAUUCUAAAUCCCUACAGAAAUGUCAACAAAGAUUUACUUGUUUAUUGUUAGGGCCAUGGCCCCAAGAAAGUCUAAGAUUUCGCCUGCCCAACUGCACUCCAUUCAAUGCCUGUAAGGCCACCUCAGCGCUAAUCCUACCGAAACAUCAACAACAAAAAAUAAAUUUAAGUUUUGCACACAUGUGUGACUUGAAAAAAUUUUCAGUAUAUAACACCAACGAUGGGUCACAAAACCAUGCAGACCUGUUGGUAAAUUGCACAAAUCCACAAUUCUUGCUCACUGGUAUUUUUACGUGAACCACUUCCCCAUAAAGACGGAAUGCUCGUCCCAAAUCUUCUUCAGUCGCAUUGGGACCCAAAUUACCAACAAAAAUCUGGACAGAGUUGUCAAGUUAUGGCAUCAUCAGAUAAAAAGCAAAAAAACGAGUUCAUUCGGAAUCCAAAUCACCCACAGUUGUGUUAUUAGGAUCACUAUCAUUUGAAAUUCCCCGAGUAUUCUGGUAUGAAGCUGCAUUCAAGAUUGAAAAAAUAAAGAUAAGGCAACAAAAAUCUAACAGAACUGACAAAUUAAGACUAGUGUUCCUUCACAAGAUGAUGCAACUGUACAUCCUAAACAUUCUUGAAUGCAGAAAUAUAAUCAGAAAAACAAAUACAAACAGCCACAAGGCCUAUAAUUAUAGUCUGAAGGUAAAAAGUGCACAUAAAACUAGGUCUAAAUAAUGUUGCAAUACAGCUCAGCAAAACCCCUAAUCAUCAGUAAAAAAAACUCAAAAAAUACUCGAGCAAAUUAGCACAGAACAAGAGCAUAUACCCCUGAAAUCUACAAUACAAUAGUUUACAUAGAUAUUAUUAUCACAAUCAGAUACCUAUCUCAAAAAAUCAAAAAAAGUCAACACACAAUGGGGGUGUUUGGCUAGCUGUUGUUAGCUUAUAAUUGGUAGCUAGUUGGAGUGAUUGAUUUGACUUGUUGAUUUUAUCAACCGGUAAAAUCAACUAAUUUCGAAGACACUGCUAGGAACGCUGUUAGCUUAUAGCUAGAAGCAGCUUGUUCAAAAAAAGUUAAUUCAUAACAAGAUGUUUCAACCAACUAAUUUACCAAACACUUUGAUUAGAUGGUUUGGAUACUGAACCAUCUAAAUGCACCAAAUAAGAUAAAGCUGCCCAAUAAUUUAUUCAACCAAACACCCCAAUUAUGUCAGCGCAUCCAUCUAGCAUUCAGCAAUUGUUGAGUAGAGACCCCUUUCUCCGAAAACUUGGAAAAGAACAUUUUAUUUUUUCUCAUCAUCCAAAAAAGAUGAAGGAUCUAGAACCCAGAUUCACAUCACAAGCACAAUUAAAUGAGUUCACAUACAACAACCAAGUUACAGACAACCAUAUCAACAUAAGGUUUAACAAAUUUGCACGAGACAAAAAGUCGUAGCCUCAAUAAUUCCACCAAAUGAUAACCAAGGUACAUCUCACACCUACUAAAGAAAGCAUGUGAACAUCUCCCACUAUCCCUAUGAAUUUGCUCCACUUGCAAUGAUUAAAUGUCCCUUUGAUUUUUCCCAUUUACAACAUUAAACAUACCCACAUCUCUCCUCCAACAUGCUCUAGCGCCAACAUAAUGCCUUAUCUCUAAAAAAAUUGGUCAGGGACAAAAAUCAAAGGGACACAAGGAACAUAAAUGAGCAGUUAGCCAAAAUUUUCUAACUUCAAAACUAUUAUUAAUGAGCACACAAAAAAAAAAAAAAACAAGGGAUUAUAGCUAAAAAAUUAUAGAAAACACCUCAAUAUCAAAGUGAUCAAACAAGCUAAGUGCUGAUGCAACCCGUCCAUUUUACUGCUAAUAUGAUGAAUAGAGUGCAAGAUAUAACUCACUCGUAUUUCUUAAUUGUAAGGUAAGAAAGAGUCAAGAACUCAACAGCGUAGAAAA